GAGUACCAGUGUUUUAUGGGAAACGACUGCCUAUCUCCUUUACCUGGACAUAGGAUAACACUAUUGACUUCCGUACUUACAUUUUUGGAGACAUGACUUGUGCAUUUAUUCGAACAGUAGUCGAUGUCACUUGUUUUUGUUUAAAUAAAAUCUAGAGCAACCCACACUGGGAUUUGUUCCGUGGGCGCGUUUACAAACAUAUGUGUACUUCACACUAUAAGGCCCAGACUUCACUAAUGUGAAAUUAAGAAUGAUAGUGAGAAAUUUCUCCUCUCAAGGAUGCUACUGAGUGGGCGAGACGAGAUGUUUGAAUAACGAAUUUCCUUAUAUGUUUAAAAACUUCUCCGCUCCGCUAUAGUGUAGUCUCAGCCUAAGCUCCGGUCCAAAACAACUGCUUACCGUCGCGCCGUCCAAAUAAUGGCGUCUAAAGCUGAUUUCGGCCACGGCAGCUGUUCUCAUGUGUAAGGUUUUACAAUUUAAUAGUGUUUAAAACUCUUUCGAUUGUAAAACUGGCAACUGACAACUGACGUCAGACGGAACGCGGGUUUCUUUAAAAAAAAAGAAAAACAAAAGAAGGGGAAUAAAAGACGGGACUUAGCUGGUCGGGGUUGGCUUUGGUAGUUAGCGAUUUGAAUGCUGGUAAUUUUGUGUUUGAUUUAGAUACGAAUACAUACGAAUUUGUGAAACUUGAGAAUAAAUGCUCAUUGUAAACUGAAUUAGUAAACUGGUUUUUCUCCAACGAGUAUACUAGAGACACUUUCCACCACUACAACCAGAAGAGUCUUACAAUUCAGAAGCGGGAUCACCAAGGCCACAAAUAUCACGUUCUGGCCAUGGAUCAACGAUCCGAACGUGAGGCAAGUCAUCAUCGUCUGGAGUCCACGUCUCGGGGCCACACGCGGUUUAGUGGAAGGCGCUGCCGCAGCCGCAGUCGCAGCCGGAGCCACAGCCAUAGCAGGAGCCACAGCCGGAGCCACAGCCUACGCUUGAGGGAGCGUGAAGUGGCGGUGGAGCGAGAACGAGAACGUCUACGUUUGUUAGAGCAAGACCUGCAGGAAGAGCGUGAGAGAGAAAGCCGGCAGCAUGGCGCACGUCGAAGGCGACAAGAGGACGGCGGGGUUGACGAGAGACAGCGCGAGUCUGCUAGCAACGGGCGUCGGUUGCAAAGGUCAUGUAGUCCUUCUUUUUCCUCCAAGGAUAUUUUACAAAUAAUUCAGUCUAUUAAAGGAGGUUUGCAGCCUCAGCCUUCUCAGAAUACACAUUCGAGCUACAGAAACUUGGAUUAUAAAAAUAUCUUGCCCGAAUUUAAUCCCACUAACAAAAGCCAGCGCAUGGAUGUUUGGUUGAAGAAGGUCAACGAAUGUGCUUCUGUGUAUGGUUGGGAUGACAAGACUAUUGUACAUUUUGCUAUGCAGAAACUGCAAGGACUGGCUAAAACCUGGUACGAAAGUCUAGAUUCGAUACUCUAUAGCUGGAAUGAGUGGCAGACUAAAUUAAUUAAUGCAUUUCCAUGCGAACAGAAUUUUGGUCAGUCCCUGGAGGAUAUGUUGAACCGUAGGUGUAAGUUUAAUGACUCAAUUGAAAUCUAUUAUUACGAAAAACUGGCGCUUUUAAACCAAUGUGAAAUAACGGGUAAGAAAGCCGUCGAUUGCAUCAUACACGGCAUUAACGAUAGAACUUUGAGGUCUAGUGCCUUAGCAUUGCGUUGUGUUGAGCCUGAUCAACUUUUAAAAUUUUUGUGUAGCAACAACGAAGAAAGUUUAACUCAACAAAUUUCAAAUAAUAACAGCAACUUGAACUCGACAAAUAACGAUAAACCGAACAAUAAAUUCAACUCUAAUGGACCUUUAAAUCAGUAUAUAAGAUGCUACAAUUGUAAAGAAAUUGGACAUCCCUAUCAGAAAUGCACAAAGCCCUUAGUCCGGUGUAAUAAAUGCAAUAGGGUAGGUCAAUGUGUUGAAAGUUGUUCAGAAUCAGGAACUACGAAUAAACCCAACGUUGUAUAGAAAACUACCGUAGCUAUAGACCGAAUAAAACCAUGGAUUCGUUUAGGGGUUUUAGAAGUUUUAGAGGUUGAUGAUGGAACGGACUCUGUGGAUGAUGCAAACGAUGAUGAAAUAGCGGAAUAUCAGAUUGACUUUUGAGUUUUUAUAUGAAACAAGCUUCCGCCCGUGGCUUCACCCGCGUAGAGUUCGGUUAUGGCGCGGUUCCAGGAGAAUUCUUUAAAAACCCGGGAUGAAAGUAUUCUAUGUUCUUUCUCAAGGUCAACUCUAUCUCUGCACCAAAUUUUAUUAGAAUCAGUUCAGUGGUUUAGACGUGAAAACGUAACAGAUAGACAGACAGACAGAGUUACUUUCACAUUUAUAAUAUUAAGUAGGGAUUCAUAUUUUUACGUUAUUUCAUCUUUCUACAAAAUGUUAAAAUGUAUUUUAAUUUUAUUACAACAUGUUAUUCUAUUUUUAUUUAAAUGCACUUUUAUGAUUUACAUACCUCCUAGUUUCAGGUAUACACAAUUAGUUAAUCCGGUUUACCGUUACUGUAUUUUAUUUAUCUUGUUCCAGGUCGAGGGCGAAAUGGAGUCGAGCCUCGACCUGUCAAGAUGUUUGAAGUCCUUGAAAAUGGAGUUCGAGGCAAAUAUUUGGUUAUUUAAUAAGUCCUUGAAAAUGGAGUUCGAGGCAAGUUUAUGGUUAUUUAAGUCCUUGAAAAUGGAGUUCGAGGCAAGUUUAUGGUUAUUUAAGUCCUUGAAAAUGGAGUUCGAGGCAAUUUUGGUUAUUUAAGUCCUUGAAAAUGGAGUCAAGGCAAGCUUAUGGUUAUUUAAGUCCUUGAAAGUGGAGUCAAGGCAAGCUUAUGGUUAUUUAAGUCCUUGAAAGUGGAGUCAAGGCAAGCUUAUGGUUAUUUAAGUCCUUGAAAGUGGAGUCAAGGCAAGCUUAUGGUUAUUUAAGUCCUUGAAAGUGGAGUCAAGGCAAGCUUAUGGUUAUUUAAGUCCUUGAAAAUGGAGUCAAGGCAAGCUUAUGGUUAUUUAAGUCCUUGAAAGUGGAGUCAAGGCAAGCUUAUGGUUAUUUAAGUCCUUGAAAGUGGAGUCGAGGCAAGUUCAUGGUUUUAAGGCUUAAGUCCUAGACAAAUAGGUUUAGACAAAUCAUUGGUUAUAAUUAUUGGAUGGUUAGAUUAUUUCUCGAAAAUGGAGUUCGAGAUACCUAGUUAACAAAACAUAAUAAUUGUAUUAAUAUUGUUUUCAAGUUAUUAUUCUUUUGGAGUUGUAAAUUAAAUGAGUUUUGUUUAGGUAUAAUGAUUUAACAAAUUUAAUAGUUGGUUCAUAGUUCUGUUCAAUAUAGAUUUUUCUUUUUAUUAGAAUCAGAAUUAUAGCUAUGUAUUGAUUUGACGCUUAUCGCAAAUAUUUGUAUUGUAAUUAUUUUUUUUUAUUAAAUUAUUUGAUUUCUCGAGGACACGAUCAGCCAAGUGUAAGGUCCGUUUGGUGAAUACGUGUAUGAGGACAUACACGACAUCAGGAUGGUCGAGUGUAAGGUUUUACAAUUUAAUAGUGUUUAAAACUCUUUCGAUUGUAAAACUGGCAACUGACAACUGACGUCAGACGGAACGCGGGUUUCUUUAAAAAAAAAGAAAAACAAAAGAAGGGGAAUAAAAGACGGGACUUAGCUGGUCGGGGUUGGCUUUGGUAGUUAGCGAUUUGAAUGCUGGUAAUUUUGUGUUUGAUUUAGAUACGAAUACAUACGAAUUUGUGAAACUUGAGAAUAAAUGCUCAUUGUAAACUGAAUUAGUAAACUGGUUUUUCUCCAACGAGUAUACUAGAGACACUUUCCACCACUACAACCAGAAGAGUCUUACACAUGUAAGGUGAUCAGCCAUCUGCGCAGGACUUAUUAUAGUGCACAAGCAUUUGUGCAUACACAAGUGCACUCACUAUUCCUUCACUCUCAUAGCCCGAUGGGACAGCAAUCCGACACGACCGGAGAGAGACCAGGCGCAGGACCGACAUUAAUAUGCUCCAAAUAGCACAUCUAGGUAAUUGUACAUACAAUGUUCUCGACCUCAAUUUGAGUCCCAUGUUUCUAACGUCCCAGAUUUGAUCUAGAUAAAAGAAAUCAAAACACAUCUUGACAGAUUUACAUUGAAGUUCCAUUUAAAAGGUGACAAGAUCAUUACAGUCCGGCGAGACAUAAAUCGAGUCUGUGAGCUGUUACAGAGAAAUUACUCAGCAAUAAAACCUGGGAAUUGAACUGUCUAAAGCUAUCACACUAGUGGAUUUGACGCGCGGCACAUACAUCGUUACACAAACCUAUCAUGCUGUUUCA
Helicoverpa armigera (cotton bollworm) is the source of this 4310-nucleotide messenger RNA. RefSeq lists its product as uncharacterized. The coding region runs from base 834 to 2006 and encodes 390 amino acids. Gene Ontology annotation, molecular function: nucleic acid binding; zinc ion binding. The record is from RefSeq and is a predicted model, not a curated record. The transcript has 2 exons. NCBI's taxonomy places the organism in Eukaryota, Metazoa, Arthropoda, Insecta, Lepidoptera, Noctuidae.